Syngnathus acus (greater pipefish) is the source of this 1914-nucleotide messenger RNA. RefSeq names its product solute carrier family 25 member 46 (gene slc25a46). Bases 150 to 1406 code for a protein of 418 amino acids. NCBI's taxonomy places the organism in Eukaryota, Metazoa, Chordata, Actinopteri, Syngnathiformes, Syngnathidae. Gene Ontology annotation, biological process: mitochondrial membrane fission; mitochondrial fission; axon development. The transcript is spliced from 8 exons. Gene Ontology annotation, cellular component: mitochondrial outer membrane. The record is from RefSeq and is a predicted model, not a curated record.
CGAGCUUUUCGUGCUACCACUUCCGGGUCGGAGGUAACAUCCAGCCAGGUCGCCGUCCGUCCCUCCCUGUCGUCCUGUCCAUGAUUACGGGCUGACGAGCCGCCUCCCACCGCGGUGGUCCUCGUCGGUUCUCUUGGUCCUCUUUCCUCAUGGCGUCCAGACGACCGGACAACUUCGACGGGCUCGCGUACCGCGGCGGCCGAGACGAGCCUCACUACUCGGCGGCUUACUCGACGCGGAGCGCCGAGCCGCCACCGCAGUACCUCCACUGGGUCACCACGCCGCCGGACAUCCCCGGCAGCCGCAACCUGCACACCGGAGAGCGGACGCCACUCUACGACGAGGCGCCGGGAGCGUCCGGCGGACCCGCGGGGGAGCGCGACUGGAACGCGGCGGCUGGCGGCCCGCCUCCGCCUGAGCAGCUGAAUCGCCUGGCGGGUUUCGGCAUCGGACUGGUCAGUCUGUUUGCAGAGAACGUGCUGACUCAUCCGUGCGUGGUCUUCCGCCGGCAGUGCCAGGUCAACUACCACGCGCGCUGCCAGCACCUGUCGCCCUUUGGCGCCGUCGCCGUCAUGUACGCCAUCGGCAAGGCUCAGGGUCCCCGGGCCUUGUGGAAGGGGAUGGGCAGCACCUUUAUCGUGCACGGCGUCACGCUGGCAGCUGAGGGCAUCAUCGGCGAGUUGACGCCGUUGCCGCGGGAGAUCCCUCACCGCUGGAGCGUGGAGCAGCUGGCCGGUCAUUUCCUGCUCAAGGGUUUGACGGCGGCUGCGGCCCUCCCUUUCUACUGCUCCAGCCUCAUCGAGACCGUGCAGAGCGAGAUCGUGCGCGACGAGUCGUCGUCGGGGCUGCUGGAUUGCGUGCGGGAAGGUCUGGCUCGCCUCCUGGGCGUGGGCGCCCCCCACAGCCGGCGCCUGCUCCCCCUCAGCUGCCUCCUGCUUCCGGCCGUGUGCCACGCCGUCCUGCGCUACGCCGUCGCCGCCGCUGUCCAGCGCGCCGCCCUGUGGCUGCACCGGCGCGUCGAGGGGCGGCGGCCGGCCGAUCCGCCGGCCGACCCGCUGGAGGCCCACUUCCCGGAGCUGGCGGCGGCGUGGCUGGGCUCGCUGGUGGCCGACGCGCUGCUCUUCCCGCUGGAGACGGCGCUGCAUCGCCUCAGCCUGCAGGGCACCCGCACCAUCAUCGACGCCACAGACGGCGUGGCGGGCGGAGACGGCGGCCCGCUGGUGUUGCCCGUCAACACGCAGUACGACGGUGCGGCCGACUGCUUCCACUCCAUCCGCCGCAAGGAGGGCUGGGGCGCCUUCUACCGCGGCUUCGGAGCGCUGGCGGCCCAGUUUGCGCUGCAUGGCGCUUUGCUGGCCGCCGCCCGGACGCUUCUGAGGCUGCUGCUGGACGCCAAGGUGGGCUAGAGGGCGCGCAGUGGCGGCGGCUGCACGCUCGUCCUCCUCACGCCACCCUGGAAACGGCAAAGGUCCACGUGUGUACAGUCAUACAUAUAUCUAGAAGAUAGCGUUGUGUGUCAUUGGGUCGGGACAAAUGACGCGCAAAAACGACCCCGUUCUUUUGGCUUUGCUCUGCCGGGCGGGGGCGGGGCAGCGCCGUUUCUCUGGGGGUCCUCACACAGUCGUGGCAACUGCGCGCGUUGAAACCUCCAUCCUCACGAGCGCAAACGUGGCUCACCGCAUUGAUCGACUCAUGGCACUUCCACACUCAAAUAUUGUCCUUUAGAAUGUUUACUUGCCCAAUGCAAAUAUGUUGCUUUCAUUGUUUUCCCCGCGCUGUAUGUUUGUUGUGUAUAGGACAACGCUGUUAUUUAGCACAAUGACCUCACCAUGUGUCUGUGUGAGCGCAUGAAGCCAAUAACCUUUGCAAAAUUGUCAGCAAGCCAAAGUGGAAUAAAUUCAAAUCCAAAUGUCA